Messenger RNA from Bursaphelenchus xylophilus (pine wood nematode), 2617 nucleotides. The record is from the annotation of a GenBank genome assembly. Lineage: Eukaryota; Metazoa; Nematoda; Chromadorea; Rhabditida; Aphelenchoididae.
AUGAGCAUCUUGGGUGUGCUCGCGAACCUACUGUUGUUCUUGCUGGUGAGGAAUCACACGCCAAAUGUGAUGAAAAGCUACCGAAAAGUGCUGUAUGCAUCCUGUUUUCUGGAUGGCUUUACAGCGUUGGUGCAUAUUCUGUUUAACGGGGUGAGUUUUGGCCGGAAAUACAACCGACCAAUACCUAAUACUGUUUUCAGGAACUGUCCUCCCAAGAUGGCAUUCAUGUGAUACGUUUCAUCGGUCCAAUUCCUCAACUUAUCGACCAGCUCGGCUGGUUGCCCGAUGGUGAUCUUGCGUAUCUCUUGAUCCCCGGGUUUUUCUUCCAACUGAGUGUUAUAUGCUACUGUUUUGUUCCCUAUACCUACCGGUACCUGCACGUCGUCAGGUGGGUCUGCUGGCAAUAGUGCCUCGUUUGAAUAAUGAAUUCGCCUGUAACAGCCACAAUAACCCAUUUUGAUCUCGUUCUUUUCCCGUGCUUUCGUGUCGAAUAAACGAUAUCUUGGUCGACGGGUCGUCUGCCCAUCCCCUCGUAUAUACUUCAUAUUCCCGAUCUGCUCCUUUCCCCGUGGCUAUCAAAUAGUUUUAGGUGGAAGGCUAAACAAAAUUUAGCCCGAGUGGGAUACUAGUCUUUUCGUAGAGUCGCUGGAGUGAUCUUCGCAACAUGCAUUAAGAGAAAACAGAAGUUGACCUUGCACCGUGCAAUAGGCAAUUGUUGCACAUAUUUGUCGCUGAAUUUUCAGGAAUUCGACCCUCAGAAAUUUCGAGUUUUUUCUCUUGGUUCUUGUAUACCUAACGCCUGCCUUGAUAAUUUCAAUUUCCAUUCCACUUCUCUCUGUUCACGCGUACGAUCAGCUCAAUGACUACGUCGGGAAGGACACUUCCCCCUGCUCAAGGAGAGUCCCAAUUUUUGACAUACGAAUCGUCACACUGAAAGUGAGUUUCGACAAGUUUCUACUUUCUAUUUGUGCUCCAUUCCAAUUUUUGUAGCAACCACUUUUGUAGCCGCCAUUACACAGCGUCGCUCAAGCUUGUUCGUCCUCAAUUUUGCUUACGUUGGUAUUCCCGCCGUUUCUGCUCUACUUUAUUGUUCGAAUCUACAUGAAGUUGAACGGUGAGCUGCAGACAACGGCGGGCGUAGCCACGAGGAUGCAACGACAGAUCACGAUGGCCUUGACUGCUCAGGUAUGAGGAUUUGGAUUAAAAAACGUUUUUUGCCGUUGCCUAAUGGCUUUUCAAAGCUUAUUCAAUGGGGUUCCUUAUAAUAUUUCUAUUUUCUGAAAGCCGGCUUUUUAUUCUAAUCCCGUGCCAAAUUUCAGCCUUCUAGCUCAAACGGCUAGCGAGAUAUGGAGCGAGAAAGCAAGCGCAUUCCGAAAAAAAUAAAAAAAGUCGCGGAGAUCGGUUGUGUCCCUAAAGUACAGAAUGCCGUGCGUUGGCAACAAAGUUUUCAAUUUUUUUUCUUGAAUCCUCUAGGCUUUGCUUCGAGUACUACUCGGUUAGGUUGUAUCAAGUUUCUAAGUCCGGCUUGUGUGUAGUUAUCAAAUCUUGGAGGAAAGUGAUGUUCGAGCCAUUAUUUUGUACGGCUAUUUUGUACAAAAAGGCCUUGAAGCCUACCAAAACUACGGACUAAAUCGUAAAUGUGUUGGGUCAGGAGGCCACCAACUACGACACAGUAGACUUACCCUUUCCAAUGUUUCUCGGUCGGACAACCUGUUCCGAUCGCUUGCCCACAAUGUUGACGGAAAUGUCGGGAUAAAAAAGAUUCUUUGCUCAUUUCUUAACAAAAAAUCCAAAAAGCCUUACCACACAUCUUUCAUCUAAUCGUUUUCAGUCCAUCAUUCCUCUUCUCCUAGUUUCCCUUCCAUUCUUCAGCAGUAUUGCCAGCUUUUGGUACAGUAAUGACACCUACAAUCCGGGUGCAACGUCAACAAUUGCCUUUUCGUUCUUUCUAAUCCCCCUAAUCAACCCGCUGGCAACAAUUUGGCUGUUCAAGAGCUAUCGGUAUGCGCUUCUUGAGGCAUGUGGACUCGGAAAACGGUCUCAACGGGUAUUCGCUCUUUCUGAUGGCAGUUUAAUAGGGCCAUCAUCUACAUGGUGAUUCAAAAAAUGAACAUUUUAUUUUGGACGGUAAAUCGGAAUUGUUUGUAUAAAUAAAGCUCCACACUUGACUUCGGAUAUUCUUGACGGAGUAUAGACCGUAACUGAGUAAUUGGAAGAAAAUCUAACAAUGUAAGACCGAAACAAGCCUCCUGUUGUUAAUCAGAGACAAAAAAUGUGUUAUUAAUAGCUUGCCGAAGAGCGUCGAGACAUGAUGAACAACCGUUGUUCUCCUGUAGUCUUUGCCCGGAAAUGGAGGUAAACUGGCUGAAAUUUGAACAAAAGAAUGCUAAAGUAAUAUCCGUCAUGUGCGUUGUCCGUACGCCGUCACAAUUACGGCCCAAUCAAACCGUUUUUGCGGACUCCUUACUUGAGGAGAAGAUUGGAUAAACAAAAAAAAGGUCAACUUGGCGAUCAUUUAUGUAAUGUCAGCUUCGCUUUUGGUGAGAUCCUCAUGCCCUUCAGCGUUGUCGCCGAUCUGAGAAAUGAAUCCAGAUUUGACAACUUGGCGCAAAUUUAG